Sphaeroforma arctica JP610 is the source of this 236-nucleotide messenger RNA. RefSeq lists its product as hypothetical. The record is from RefSeq and is a predicted model, not a curated record. NCBI's taxonomy places the organism in Eukaryota, Ichthyosporea, Ichthyophonida. The transcript has a single exon. The annotation marks the transcript as partial.
GCACCGAGAUGCUCAAUAAAGCGCUGGAGGUAACGAAGGAGUGUAUGGAGCUGCUAGAGAACUAUGUGCGAUCCCCCGCCGAUCAACAGAUACUGUUGGACGUCCUCGAGGACUACUGUGAAUUGAACCCAGCAUUCGUGGAUUCUCUGCAAAAGAUACUCACGGUAGGGGCAGGCGGUGGUAGUGUGCUUAGUCUCUUUACUCGUGAUUGGGAUCCUGGUGGUUUAUUGCAGUAG